This is a messenger RNA of Octopus sinensis (East Asian common octopus), 1350 nucleotides long. Its product is annotated as epoxide hydrolase 4-like. The coding region runs from base 1 to 927 and encodes 308 amino acids. The record is from RefSeq and is a predicted model, not a curated record. NCBI's taxonomy places the organism in Eukaryota, Metazoa, Mollusca, Cephalopoda, Octopoda, Octopodidae. The transcript is spliced from 7 exons. Gene Ontology annotation, molecular function: hydrolase activity.
AUGGUGUAUUGUAAACAUGAAACAACUUUAAAGAAGUUCUUCAUACCAACAACAGAUACUAAUAUCGAUGUAAGAAUAGAAUAUGACAUUCCUAUUCCUCCUAGAAACUCCCAUUGCACCACCACUUUUCAUGCAGAAGUGAACAUUGUUUGUAAAGAUUAUUAUUGUGCGCUUCAUGGUUGGUAUUCCUGGCGCUAUCAAAUAGUUGAGUUCAGUAAAAAUUACAGAGUUGUUGCUUUUGAUCAAAGGGGAUAUUCACUCUCUUCCAAAUUUACUGAUAAGAAGGAUUUCACAUUUGAAAAACUGUCUGCUGAUGUGUCUGAAGUUAUUCAAACACUUGGUUACAAAGAUUGUGUGCUUGUUGGCCAUGAUUGGGGAGCUCUAGUAGCAUGGAGUACAGCUGCUAAUUAUCCUCAUUUGGUUUCCAAAUUAAUCAUUAUGAACUGCCCACAUCCAACAGUUUUUUCAAAGCAUAUUUGGAGCCAUUUCUCUCAACUUAGAAAAUCAUGGUAUAUAUUUUUCUUCCAAAUGCCAUAUAUCCCAGAAUGGAUGUACUCGCUCAACAGAUUUGAGGCUUUUUCUAGAGUUUUCACCAGUCGUGUUGGAGUCAGAAGUGAAAAUAUGACAAAGGAUGAUAUUGACAUUUACAGAUAUGCAUUUUCCCAGCCAGGAGCAAUCACAGGACCCAUCAACUAUUACAGAGCAAAUUUUCUUAAUAGACAGGAAAAACUAUCUAAAAACAUUCUGAAAAUGCCAGUACUUAUUAUUUGGGGAAAGCAAGAUGCCUUCCUCAACCAUGAAAUGGCUGCAGAAUGUAGUAAAUAUGUUAAUAAUCUUUUGAUAAAAUACAUCGAAGAUGCUACACAUUUUGUUCAACUGGACCGACCAGAAAUUGUUAAUAAUAUCAUGUGGCAAUUUCUUAAUUAGUUACCAAAAUAUAGUUACUUCUAAUACUGAUUAAUCACGUGUAUACUUACAAAAAUGACUUGUUUUGUAACUUACCUGGAUAUCGUUUAUUCCAUGGAAGGAAUGUGAAAUAGCUUCAGCUGGGAAGUGAGACCUGCUCAAGGUCUCUGCAUGUUAGGUUACUAUUUUGUACUCUGUACCAUUCAACAAUAUUCUAUAAAUAAUUUUAUGUGUAAUUGACUGGCUGAUUAUCAAUGUAGGUUGAAGGAACAUCUUUUUAUCAGUCUGUUUUCUAAUGUAUAAAUAUUCAAAUAUUGUAAAGAUAAGUUCUACGUAAGCCACGUCUAUGACCUAAUACUUUAUUUCUGACUGAGGUCAGUAUUAUGUCAUUUAUGUUACUAAUACCCUUGUUGUUUCAGUAAAAUAAAUUUAAGAAUAUAAAUA